Messenger RNA from Penicillium nucicola, 1035 nucleotides. RefSeq lists its product as uncharacterized. Gene Ontology annotation, molecular function: amino acid transmembrane transporter activity. Gene Ontology annotation, cellular component: vacuolar membrane. Bases 1 to 1035 code for a protein of 344 amino acids. The record is from RefSeq and is a predicted model, not a curated record. The transcript has 7 exons. Gene Ontology annotation, biological process: amino acid transmembrane transport. Lineage: Eukaryota; Fungi; Ascomycota; Eurotiomycetes; Eurotiales; Aspergillaceae.
AUGGCACAGCGGAACCAGGAUACAUCAAAUUCCGACGAUGACGAGUGGAAUAACGCAUUAGAUAAUGAAGAAAAGCAUAAGUCGGCUCACCGACCAUCUCAAGAUGAGAAUCCAUUCGGAGACGACGAGGAGGGAGACACGCAGUAUCGAACAAUGCGUUGGUGGCAAUGCAGCAUGAUCAUGAUUGCGGAAACUAUAUCCCUCGGCAUUCUAUCGCUUCCUUCAGCCGUUGCAGUCUUGGGACUGGUGCCCUCGGUGAUCCUCAUUGUCGGACUCGGUAUCACGGCUACAUACACUGGCUACGUGAUAGGUCAGUUCAAAUUGCGAUAUAUCAAGGUUCACAGCAUGGCAGAUGCUGGGGAAGUAAUGUUUAGCAGAAUUGGCUGGCCACGCUUCGGCAGAGAGUUUCUGGGAACGGCCCAACUCCUCUUCCUGAUCUUCAUCAUGGGCAGUCACAUCUUGACUUUCACCACUAUGAUGAGCACUGUGACAGACAAUGGCGCUUGCUCAAUUGUCUUUGGCAUUCGUCCGGGACAUGGUCAGGUAGACGCGAUUACGACAGUUCCUCUGAACAAGGCAUUCUUGGCCGUGACGAACAUUGUGUUUGCGUACGCCGGUCAUGUCGCAUUCUUCAGCUUUAUAUCCGAAAUGCGGGUUCCUACUGACUAUGCUAAGACUCUAUAUCUGCUCCAAGUCAUUGACACGAGCAUGUACGUAAUUGCUGCCGUUGUUAUUUACAUCUAUGGCGGAAGAGGUGUCAAGUCCCCAGCAUUGAGCUCGACAAGCUCUGUGACAGCCAAGGUUGCAUUUGGAGUUGCUAUUCCUACGAUUGUGAUUGCCGGUGUGAUCAACGGACACGUUGCCGCCAAAUAUAUCUAUGUACGAAUCUUCCGAGACACGAAUCAGAUGCAGAAGAAGUCAGUGUUGUCUAUCGGAUCCUGGGUGGGGAUUACCGUCGUUCUAUGGGUGAUUGCCUGGAUCAUUUCUGAGGCCAUACCAGUAUUCAACACGCUGCUAAGCUUGAUUACGGACUAA